AUGCCAUGCCAGAAUCACGCAGCAAUCUGCAACGCUGCAACGCAUCUGAUUUUUUGCUGGCACAGGGUCAAGGCAAGCGGUCAGUUUGUCGGUCAGGAGCAGCCUCAGAAGAAAAAGAAGUCCACGGGCUUUGGAGAGGGCCUGACUGUCAGGGAAUCCAAGAAAGAGAGGCCUGGGCACGGGUGCUUUGCCGAGAUAAGAGAACUUUUUGUUCAUUUUGCUUUGCAGGUCCAGCAAGAUGCCACAGGAAGUUCCUGUCACCUUCGGCAUUGGAAACGGGCCGGGGCCAUAGAUGCGGCACCAGUAGAUUCUCAGUAG
Molecule: messenger RNA, 318 nt
Organism: Symbiodinium natans
Lineage: Eukaryota; Dinophyceae; Suessiales; Symbiodiniaceae
Source: the annotation of a GenBank genome assembly